Messenger RNA from Anoplophora glabripennis (Asian longhorned beetle), 2327 nucleotides. Its product is annotated as probable multidrug resistance-associated protein lethal(2)03659. The record is from RefSeq and is a predicted model, not a curated record. The annotation marks the transcript as partial. Gene Ontology annotation, cellular component: membrane. Lineage: Eukaryota; Metazoa; Arthropoda; Insecta; Coleoptera; Cerambycidae. The transcript has 4 exons. Gene Ontology annotation, molecular function: ATP hydrolysis activity; ABC-type transporter activity; ATP binding. Gene Ontology annotation, biological process: transmembrane transport.
UAUCAAACAUUUAAUUUUUGUAGGUAUCAAGAUGUGGUAAGAGUUUGUGCCUUACAGUAUGACUUUAACUUAUUUGAUAAAGGAGAUGAAACCAUUGUUUCGGACAGAGGUUUGAAUUUAAGCAAGGGCCAGCAAGCGAGGGUAAAUCUAGCGAGAGCUAUCUAUAAGGAAAGUGAAAUUUAUCUACUUGACGAUUCUCUGACAGCUCUAGAUGCUCACGUUCAAGAUUACAUAUUCAACGAAUGUAUAAAAAAAUAUCUAAAAGACAGGAUAUGUAUACUUGUUACUCAAACCGCUAACCAUAUUCAAGAAGCUGACAAUGUUGUAAUAAUGGAUAAAUGUCAAAUUAAGUCAUUAGGAAAGCCCGACGCAAAAAUAAUUGAGGAUCUCAGUGAGUUGGUGUGUAAAGACGAUGAUUUGGAAAAGGAAGUAGUUGAAGAAAAUGGGAAGGAGGAAGAAGGUGAGGAAAAAGGAGAAGAGGCUAAAUUACUAGAAACAGAACAGACUACAAAGAAGAAGGUCUAUGGAGAAAUAAAUAAAAAAGGAGAAGUUGAUUUUAUAGUUUAUAAGAAAUAUCUGCUGUUUGGUGGAGGAGUUUGUUUAAUGUUACUGAAUAUAAUCUUGUAUGGUGUAACGCAAGGCACUGAAAGCUAUUCAGAUCAAUUAAUCACCAAAUGGGUGGAUGAGCAGCAAAAUGUUUUAGAUCUCGAAACCAAUUUUACAAAAGAAUUUCACAUUAACGGGCACUCACCUGAAUUAAACGUUACGGACAAUUCUACAUUCAUAAAUUUUACGUUAGUGUUGGAAGAAGCUAGAGCAAAAGAGAAGUUCACAAUUAAUUUAUAUUCCCUAAUGAUUUUUGUAACAACAACGCUGGAUUUAAUAAAAACUUACGCACUCUAUGAUUUUUGCAGAAGAGCGUCUAUCAAUAUUCAUAAACGUAUGUCCCGAACCAUUAUAUAUGCUGUGAUGGCGUUCUUUGAUACACAUUUUAUUGGAAAUAUACUGAAUCGAUUUUCUCAAGACUUAAAUAACAUUGAUGAGCAUCUACCAUUUGUAUUUGCUGAAUGCUCCAGAGUGGCCUUCUCUGUGAGCGGAAUUAUCUUUCUGGUGGCACUAGUAAACUGGAAGUUUCUAGUUCCAUUCGCAAUAUUCUUUGUGAUUUUGGUUAUUUUAAGAAGACUAUAUUUACCUACAGGGAGAAGUUUAAAAAGACUGGAAGCGGCAACUCGCAGCCCGAUGGUGGGUCAUUUGAAUGCAUCUCUUGAAGGACUUACGACAAUAAGGGCUUAUAAGGCCCAAAAUAUUUUAAUCGAAGAAUUUGACAGAUAUCAAGACUUAUUUACAUCAGCCAACUUUACGUUAACCUGUGCGACUAGGGCUUUUGGUUUCUUCAUGGACUUUCUUUGUUCAAUUUUCAUCGGCAUUGUUGUGGCAGUGUUUGUAUUUCUUGACACAGAUACAAGCGCUGGAAACGUUGGACUUGUUUUGACACAAGUCUUUACGUUAGCUGGCCAUGUCCAAUGGGGUGUGCGCCAAUGGGCUGACCUCGAAAACCUUAUGACAUCAGUGGAGAGGGUUUUGGAAUAUACAGAGAUGAAACAAGAACCCACUGGAGGUGUUACCGUGGAGAACUGGCCCACUGAGGGAGCAGUAACAUAUGAAAAUGUUACGCUGACUUAUAAUAACAAUGAAAAAGUACUGAAAAACUUAAACUUUAAGGUGGAACCGAAACAGAAAAUAGGAAUAGUGGGACGAACUGGUGCCGGGAAAUCCUCUAUAAUCUCCACAUUGUUUAGACUUUACGAGGUCGAAGGGAAGGUUAUAAUUGACGGAGUCGAUCUAAAAACUCUAUCUCUUAAAUUUCUAAGAACAAAAAUUGCUAUAAUUCCCCAAGACCCUGUAUUAUUCACAGGAACAAUUCGAACCAAUAUCGAUCCCUUCAACGAAUUUGCGGACGAGGAUAUUUGGAAGGUUUUAGGGAAAUUACAUCUCAAGAACUUGAUAAAAACUUUAGAUUUCGAGAUCACCGACAGCGGGGCAUUCUUCAGUUCAGGUCAAAAGCAACUAAUGUGCUUAGCUAGAGCACUCAUACGGAAAACGAAAGUAGUAGUUCUCGAUGAGGCCACAGCAAACAUGGACCAUGAAACCGACGCCUUAUUGCACGAUAUCAUAAAGGAGAAUUUCUCUGAUUGCACAGUAUUUACAAUUGCGCAUAGGCUUCAUUCAAUUCUGGAAUGUGACAGGGUAAUGGUGUUGGACAGAGGCGAAAUUAAAGAAUUUGNACAAUUGCGCACAGGCUUCAUUCAAUUCUGGAAUGUGACAGG